AUGACUACCAUUACUAUUUCAAGUGACUAUGGUUAUGUCCUCCUCGCCGGUGUGGCUUCCACGAUAAUGACAACUUAUCUUGGACUGCGUGUUGGUGGUGCUCGUGCCAGAGCAAAAGUUCCUUAUCCAUUUUUGUAUGCAGAGAAAGCCGAAGCCGAACAAGAUAAAGACAAAAUGGUUUUCAACUGUUAUCAAAGAGCGCAUCAGAAUACUUUAGAAAAUUAUCCCAGCUUUCUCCUCACACUUUUCGUAGCCGGUGUUGGAUUUCCGAAAAUUGCCGCAGCCUCAGGCUUUGUAUGGAUCGCGAGUCGCCUUGCAUAUGCUCACGGAUACUACACCGGUGACCCUAAAAAGAGAUCGAGAGGAUUUUUCGGCUAUAUUGGGAUGUUGACAUUAUUGGCUACUUCAACUCUUACUGGAGUAAAAACGAUAACAAAUGGCUUUUAA
Paraglomus occultum is the source of this 447-nucleotide messenger RNA. NCBI's taxonomy places the organism in Eukaryota, Fungi, Glomeromycota, Glomeromycetes, Paraglomerales, Paraglomeraceae. The record is from the annotation of a GenBank genome assembly.